This is a messenger RNA of Acanthamoeba castellanii str. Neff, 195 nucleotides long. RefSeq lists its product as uncharacterized. Lineage: Eukaryota; Discosea; Longamoebia; Acanthamoebidae. The annotation marks the transcript as partial. The record is from RefSeq and is a predicted model, not a curated record. The transcript has a single exon.
GGUGGCACAGUGGCAUCGGGCAGCGCGUGUGCCGUGCUGCAGAGCGUUGGCGCUGCUGGCCUGGGCGUGGUGGGCGUGGGUGCCUUCGCCGCGGUCGGCGGUGUGGCUGUGGUUGGCGCCUAUGGGACUUACAAAGGCGUGCAGUGGUACCGCGGGCGCAACAGAGGAGAGGACCCUAUCCCGGCCGCGUUGUAA